GUUGCCUAGGCAACGAUCCUUGGGGCGCCCUGGCGGGCCUCUGUACCUGGCGAGCUGCCUAUGGACAGCACUCGCUGCCCUCAGCCCGGCUUCCUGUCUAAAACCGGAUGCGUGCGGGCUGGGCCCCCUGCCUCUGAGUUCACCCCAUGGUUACUCCUGUAGGCUAUAGCUGUCGCCGCUUUCUGCAGCGUCAGGCUCCACCUCGCCUCAAAAUCGAUCUAAGUGCUCCUCUGUGCAAUGAGGUAGGAUGGAAACCACCCCCUCACUGCUGUUCAGAUUUGCACUUCCUGCUCUUCUUCGAGGACAUGUACUAAGAGCUUAAUGAAAAUGGACACACUUCCUGCCUUCCUAGAGCAAACAGACUAACAGGGAGGAUACAUGAUUUCCUCCAGUUUACCCUGAAUUACACAAGAAGAUGAAAUACAUUGCCAAGAAAUGUGGAGUUAGGUUCCAGCCUCCAGCUAUGAUCUUGAUUUAUGAGGAUGAAACCGAAGGAAAGAGCCGCCAGCGCAUCAUGCCAGUCCGGAACUUUUCCAAGUUCUCAGACUGUACCAGAGCUGCUGAACAGUUAAAGAAUAACCCCCGGCACAGGAGUUACCUGGAGCAGGUGCCCCUGAAGCAACUGGAGAAACUGUUUGUGUUCUUACGAGGUUCCUUGCAGGGCCAGAGCUUGGCAGAAACAAUGGAACAGAUUCGGCGGGAAACAACCAUCGAUCCCGAGGAAGACCUGAACAAACUGGAUGACAAAGAGCUCGCCAAAAGGAAGAGCAUCAUGGAUGAGCUUUUCGAGAAAAAUCAGAAGAGGAAGGACGACCCCAGUUUUGUGUAUGACGUUGAGGUUGAGUUCCCUCGGGAGGAACAGCUGCUGUCCUGCAGCUGGGACACAGCAUCAGUCGAUGAGUUCUAAGACCUACUACUCCAUGUUUCCACAAAGAACAAAGAUCAGUUCUAGAAAAUGCUGAAACGCUAACGAUAUCUAAAACCAAGACACUUAUGUGCUACAUAGGCCUAUGAGAAACACAGAGAUACAGGAUAGGAAUCUGCCUUCAAGGAGUUGGCAAUCUAAAGAGAAGGGAACUCAAGAACUUGUGAAAAGAUGUUUUAAUAGUAUUACUCAGGAAAAAGAUAGGAGUCAGAUAUUUGGCUGUAGAAGGGUCAGAACCCGGGCUCCUCAGGGUGCACUGGGAAGACUUUCCCUCAGCAGAAAGGGGGCCAUGCUUGGCUCUGAAAUACUACAGAUGUUUUUAUAGAAAUCAAGAUGAAGCAAAGGGGGAAGGGGAAAGAAAGAGACAAGAAAUAGGAAAAAUCCGAGAAAGGGUGAGUAAUUAUAGUUUGACAAGAUUGGAAUUAACCUGUGUUCUUCAUCAGGACUGUGUGCAUUAACUCUGGGAUAGACAGGAACGCCUGUAAAUGCAACAUGUCUUACAGAUGCAAGUACAUGUGGCAGAAGACAGGCAAUUCUACUCCUCCAUCAGGAAAUAUAUUCUAACGUUACUCUGAAACCCAGAACCACUUCCUGUGAAAGGCUGGUUUGUACAGUGGGAAGUCCGCCCACAAUGAGUGAUAGGUACUGCUGUUCAGACCUAUUCAUGAGCUUAGAUGUACAAAGAUCUUGGCCUCACAAGGCCACUGUGUGCAGAUGUGUUUGUUCUUACUAGAAUAUUAUCUGAUUGAUAAAAAUCCUACGUUUUCUACAGGGAAACUAUUAUACAUUGAAUAAACCUGUGAAAGUAAGUGUUAAGUCUUACCGGGUUUUUGGUUUUUGUUUUUUUUUUGUUUGUUUGUUUGUUUUUUGUUUUUGUUUUUGUUUUUUUUCGAGACAGGGUUUCUCUGUGUAGCCCUGGCUGUCCUGGAACUGACUCUGUAGACCAGGUUGGCCUCGAACUCAGAAAUGCGCCUGCCUCUGCCUCCCAAGUGCUGGGAUUAAAGGCGUGCGCCACUACCGCCCGGCUUGCUUGGGUUAUUUUUUGUUGUUGUUGUUGAUGAUGAUUUGUUUGUUUGUUUGCAGAAGCCUGUCCUGGAACUCAGUUUGUUGACCAGGCUGGCAUCAAAUUCAUAAAGAUCCUCCUGCCUCUGCCUUCUGAGUGCUGGGACUAAAGGUGUGCGCUGCCUCCACUGCCUCCACCACCACCUGGCUUCCUUUCUUAUACAGCCCAGGACACCUGCCCAGAAGUGGCCCCACCCACACCGGGAGUUGUUAAACCUUAAUUGAAAAGAUGCUUCAAAGACUUGCUAGUAGGUCAGUCUAAUAGAAGCAUUUUCUCAGUUGAGGGUCUCUGCUCACAGGUACUACUAGCUUGGGUCAAGCUGGCAAAAAACAAACCAGCACUUUCCUGUUUGUCCUCUUCUUAUCUCACUGCUGUAGCUGAGAUUUCAAGCAGAAUGAGCACCCUUGUCUCAUUGCUGAUUUAGAAGAAAUGCUUUACAUUUUUCCUCAUUUAGAAUUAUGUUGUCAGGCUAGAGAGAUGGCUCGGUGGUUAAGAGCACUGAUUGUUCUUCCAGAGGUCCUGAGUUCACUUCCCAGCAACCACAUGGUGGCUUACAACCAUCUGCAAUGGGAUCCAAUGCCUUCUUGUGGUGUGUCUGAACACAGCUACAGUGUACUCAUAUAGAUAAAAUAAAUAAAUAAAUCUUUAGAAUUAUGUUGUUUGUAGGUUUGUCGUAUGGACCCUUAUUUUUUUUUUUAAUAGCCAAUAUUUACUUCAGCAGGUGAAAAGCCAAAUGCAGACAGCUUUUCAUUGUGGUUAUACCUUAGUGCUUGAUUUCAUUGCUUGUUAUGGAUGUAUUUAAGUUGUUUAUAUCUUCUGGAUUUAAUUUUGCUAUGUCAUCUAUAUCUUAGGAUUUAUCCAUUUUCUCUAGAUUUUCUAGUUUUUUGGGGGGCGAAUUUUCAGUACUCUGUAAUGGUCUGCAUUGGUUGUACAUGUUCAAGACAGAAGGAAGGUUCUUCAGAUAAGAUGAACUUUACUUAUUAGACACCUGACCUAGGAAACUUUCAUGAGAAUACAUUACCACAUUUGAUUGCUAAUUCCUCAUUGCCCAUGACCUUGUUAAUUGCAGCUUGGUUAUAUGCCUCUUGGCUUAGAAGGAAAUUUUAACCAAAGCCAAGAAAUCUGAUUGCUACUAUUAAACAUUUCUUAAUUAUAUUUUCUCACCCUGAUUAUAUGCUAGGCGCUAGAGAAUUUUCCUAGUUUGAUCAGUCCAACAUUGCUUUAGCAUGGUGGCACAUGCCUGUGACUGAAGCGCUCUGCACUAAGGCAGGAGGAUUGGAGUUCAAGACAAGCCUGCCCUACACACUGAAAUCUUGUCUUCAACAAGACAAAUGGAUCUUUUGUUUCUGAUAAUGAAGUACAGAAAUAGAGGAGAUAAAUUAAAAUUUCAAAAUAAUACCACACUGAUAUGAAGACUUGUGUGUGCUUAUGUAUCAGUUGUUUACAAAAAUAAAAUUGAUUUUUUGACAGACAUGAUAAUGCCUAUAGUCCCAGUGUUUGUGAGGCAAAGGCAGGCCAGCUACAGCUAGAGAAAUAGUUUAAAUGAGAACAAGUUGGGGAAGAGAAUAAAUCUUAAUAUAAUCCUCAAGGUUCAUUGUAUCCAAACCCUCUAAUCUCCCCCCAUUCCUCCUUUCCCAUCCCCCUUCACCACAUACAACAGACCCUAAAAGUGGGACUACCAGCUAGUAAGGAAAGAAACUGUAUCCACUUGUAGCAACUGUACCAGCGAGGCAAGAGGGAAGGCCAGUGUCAUCCCAACAGUAUACUACAGCAUGCUUGGAAGUUACACAAGGAUCUUUUCUCCAGAGCUGAAGACAGAACCCAGGGGCCCUGUGCUUGCCGGACAAGUGCUUGCUCUACAGCACUCACCUAAGUCCCCAGCUCUGAUCUGGGAAAUAACUGGUUAGCUUUGCUUUGCUACCUGUUUUUUAUUAGAGCCUACAUAGUGUGCGCUCUUGUGUGAACUUGAAGGUCUCUGCCCAAUAAAGAUGUUAACCAUGGA
Messenger RNA from Arvicanthis niloticus (Nile rat), 3990 nucleotides. RefSeq names its product centrosomal protein 19 (gene Cep19). The record is from RefSeq and is a predicted model, not a curated record. Lineage: Eukaryota; Metazoa; Chordata; Mammalia; Rodentia; Muridae. Gene Ontology annotation, biological process: microtubule anchoring at centrosome; trans-Golgi to periciliary membrane compartment transport. Gene Ontology annotation, cellular component: ciliary basal body; spindle pole; centrosome.